This is a messenger RNA of Odontomachus brunneus, 1901 nucleotides long. RefSeq names its product probable cysteine--tRNA ligase, mitochondrial (gene CysRS-m). Gene Ontology annotation, cellular component: cytoplasm. Gene Ontology annotation, biological process: cysteinyl-tRNA aminoacylation. Bases 286 to 1830 code for a protein of 514 amino acids. The record is from RefSeq and is a predicted model, not a curated record. The transcript is spliced from 8 exons. NCBI's taxonomy places the organism in Eukaryota, Metazoa, Arthropoda, Insecta, Hymenoptera, Formicidae. Gene Ontology annotation, molecular function: cysteine-tRNA ligase activity; ATP binding.
GGUGAACUAUUUAUCAACUUACAAAAAUAGUCUAUUUCUCUUUAAAGUAUAGAUAUUGUCAACUUAUUUAUUACAAAUUAUAGUUAGAUAAAUUUAUUAACCAUCCCAACUAACAAAAUUGGUUUUAAACAAUUAAUUGUUAUUCUAUAGACUACAGAAAAACGGUUGAUUCACUGUUCAACAUGUUACUUUACUGCCAGUAAACUUCGGAACGCAGCCGUAAAGGUUCACAUUCCAGUAUAGUAUAUAAUUAACUGAAUAUCAUAAGAAUAAACGUUUUUUGUCAUGUACAAAUUAAUACGAACGUGUAAACGCUUGAUAAAUACCGAAGCGAAAUGUCUGAAUGAAACACAAUGGAUAAAACCAAUCGGUCACGACACCGAAGUGACUGUGUAUAACCCGAUAACGAAAUGCAAAGUACCUCUGAUCUUAAAAACCAAAAAUAUUUUGAAAUGGUACAUGUGUGGCCCUACAGUAUACGACUCGGCUCAUAUUGGACAUGCAACCACCUACAUAAAAUCAGACAUUAUUCGCCGAAUUUUAACGGAUUAUUUCAACAUCGAUGUGCUACUGGUAAUGGGUAUAACCAACAUCGAUGACAAAAUAAUCAAACGUUCCAUUGAGAUGAAACAGGACUUCAAGACUUUGUCAAAUCAUUUUGAAAUGGGAUUUUUGGAAGACAUGAAUAAGUUAAAUGUCCGUAAACCCUACAUGUACUGCAGAGUUACAGAUUAUGUGCCACAAAUUAUCAACUUUGUUGAGAAGCUUAUAGCUGAUGGCUAUGGUUACAUUACAAAAGAUGGGUCUGUCUAUUUUGAUACAAGCAAGUACAAUAGAUAUGGUAAACUAUCGACUCCCUUGCCUGAUACUGCUCAUCCAGAUAAGAAGUCUGCAUUGGACUUUGCUUUGUGGAAAGCAGCCAAAGAGAAUGAACCAUCCUGGCAAUGCCCAUGGGGUUAUGGUAGACCAGGAUGGCAUAUAGAGUGCAGUGUAAUUGCGAGUGCAGUCCUUGGAAAUUCUAUAGACAUGCACAGUGGUGGAAUAGAUCUGGCUUUUCCACAUCAUGAGAAUGAAGAAGCGCAAUCCUGCUGUUACCAUGGUAUUGAUCAAUGGGUGAAUUAUUGGCUCCACUGUGGUCACUUGCAUCUGAAAGGUGAUGUGAAGAUGUCGAAGAGUCUGAGAAACACUGUAAACAUACGUGAUUAUCUCGAAAAGUAUUCAGCAAAUCAUCUCAGAAUGCUCUGCUUACUUUCUCAUUAUCGAAAUGGACUUGAAUUUACGGACGAAAUUAUGCAGAAUGCGGUGUCCGUGACAAAAAAGAUUGAGAAUUUUGUAAGUGACUGCAAUACUUACGUUGUGGGUAAAUUGCAAACCGGCAAGAUCGAUGAAAAUCUCUUGCUUACUACGUUACAAAAUACGAAAAAUCAAAUUACGACAGCCUUGGCAGAUGAUUUUGACACCGCGCGGGCGAUGCACGCAAUAUUAGAUCUUGUGAGAAUAGGAAACAAAAUGCUCGGUCAGAAUGACGUAUCGUCGAGCAAUAACGUUAACGAUAGCCAUGCAAGUGCCGUUGCUGUAGUUUCGAAUUACGUUUCAAGUACUCUUUCGAAACUUGGAUUGUCGCAAUAUACAAUAUCAACAAAAGAUCGACGAAUUGAAGACAUCAUAGAAUACUUUCUGAAAUUCAGGACAGCUGUCAGGAACAUGGCACUCGAGAAUCCGAAGAAUAACGUUUUGAUGAAAAAAUGUGACAAUGCACGGGAAGAACUAUUCACUUGCGGGGUUCUAGUGAAGGAUCACAAAAACAGUUCCACUUGGAGGUGGAAGUAGCAUGUAGGAACAAAUUCUCCAAUUGUACAUUAAAAAACGUAUUAAAAUAAAAUAAAAAUGUAUUAAGGUAA